AUGGAGCGCAAAAGAAAAGGCUCUAACGGGAUUCCCUACCAUGAAUCACGAGUCCCACCUAGCAAGCGUCAUGAGCUCGACCGAGAAGCGAAGCCCAAGCUCGCUCAUCACAAAUAUACCGUAGGUUGGAUUUGCGCUAUAGACACGGAAUACGUCGCGGCACAGGAGUUUUUGGACGAGGAGCAUGCACACCCUCACAACCUCCCUCCGAAUGAUGGAAACCACUACACAUUUGGCAGAAUCGGCCUGCAUAACGUUGUAAUGGCCGUUCUAGCGGAGUAUGGAAUCGCGUCAGCGACGGCGGCUGCAAAGAAUAUGCAGCACAGCUUUCCCAACGUUGAGAUCCGGUUAAUGGUGGGAAUUGGCGGUGGCGCCCCGUCUUCAAAAAAUGACAUCCGCCUUGGCGAUAUCGUCGUCAGCGCUGGCUCUAAUGGGCGGAGCGGUGUGUUUCAAUACGACUUUGGAAAAGACAUUCAAGGCCAAAAUUUUCAACGAACCGGAGUCUUGGGUCAGCCGCCUGAGCGCUUAUGUGGAGCGGUCGUGGGGCUCCAGGCCCGGUACAGGAGAGAAGGGCACCGAAUCGAAGAGGCUAUCGAUGACAUUCUUCAUCAUAACCCAAACUUGAGGAGUCACUAUACCCGCCCGAGUUCGGAUGACGACAAGCUGUACAAGAGCAGUUUUGUUCACCUCCAAGACGGUGGAGAACCCUGCGCUGCAGUCUGUGAAUAUGGUCCUUCAAACUGUGUGGAGAGACCUGCACGGGCUGGGAACAAGCCUGUUGUUCACUAUGGUGUAAUUGCUUCAGCUAACCAGGUCAUGAAGAACGCCGAGACUCGGGACAAACUUGCAGCUGAAGAUCAUGUCCUAUGCUUUGAAAUGGAAGCUGCAGGCCUGAUGAAAAACUUUCCUUGCUUGGUUAUUCGCGGUAUAUGCGACUACUCAGACACCCACAAAAACAAGCAGUGGCAAGGAUAUGCAGCAAUGACAGCUGCUGCAUACGCGAAAGAUCUCCUUAACGAGCUCAGCCCGCUGUGCUGUGCCUCACCCGCUGCCACGUCAACUGAAUUAUGGAACUCGACAACAGAGUUUCAUCGGAAAGAUCAAAUCGACGAGCGGCGGCAACAAAUUCUGGAGUCAUUGAGCUUCAGCCAAAUUGACGCUCGAAAGCUGACUAUCAAGAACGCACAUGCUGAUUCAUGCAAAUGGGUGCUGAACAGCUCGGAGUAUCGUGACUGGCUGGAUCCUACCAAACGCGAAGCACAUGAUGGCUUCUUUUGGAUUAAAGGAAAGCCAGGAGCGGGCAAGUCGACCCUAAUGAAGUUUAUCUCUACAUGGCACCGAAAGGAAACGCCACGAGACACCAUCAUUACCUUCUUUUUCAACGCGCGAGGCGAGGAACUGGAAAAGUCAACAAUUGGGAUGUAUCGAUCACUGCUCUUUCAGCUCAUCGAUGGCCUUCCCCAACUUCGGACCAUAUUGGACUUUCCUGACUUGAUGGCACCCAACACUGGGCCCCGCGAGUGGACCAUUGAUCUCCUCAAAAUUGCCUUUGAAAAGGCUGUCUUGAAGCUCGAGAAUUCGUCUGUAACAUGUUUUGUUAACGCACUGGAUGAGUGCGACGAGGACCAAAUCCGAGAAAUGGUUUCGUUCUUCAAGCAAAUGAGCGAAGAAACUACAUCGACUCGGGUGAGUUUUCAAGUUUGCUUUUCGAGCAGACAUUAUCCUCAAAUCAACAUAUCGAAGGCUGUAAACCUCGUGCUUGAAACAAAGCAAGGGCACGAGGAUGACAUCGUCAAAUAUAUAAGCAGCAAGCUGAAAAUAGGCAAAGGUAAAAUUGCCCAAGAGGUCCGCCAUGAUCUUCAGAAAAAGGCAUCUGGAGUUUUCAUGUGGGUUGUAUUGGUUGUGGACAUCUUGAUCAAGGAAUGCGACCGUGGCCGCAUCCAUGAACUUCGAAAACGUCUCAAAGAACUUCCUAGCGACCUUGACAAACUGUUUCGCGAGAUUUUGACCCGCGAUCACCAUAACCGAGACAGAUUACUCUUAUGUCUCCAAUGGGUGCUCUUCGCAAAAGAGCCGCUGAGGCCAGAGCAACUGUAUUUUGCAAUACUGUCCGGGAUUGAGGAUGAGUCAACUGAGGCUUUGUCAGACUGGGAUCCUGAGGACAUUACGACCGAUAUCAUGGAGCGAUUCAUCAUUGGCUCAUCAAAGGGUCUGACUGAGGUUACCAAAGCAAAGGAGCCAAAAGUCCAGUUCAUUCACGAGUCAGCGCGAGACUUUCUACUGAAACACCACGGACUGAGCCAAAUUUGUGGCGACCUUCGGGGCAAUAUUGAAGGGCAAUGUCACGAUAGAUUGAAGCAUUGUUGUCUCAAAUAUCUAUCUGUUGCCGCAGCCAUGGAGAUCGACCAAGCUUUCUCUCCUGCUUCCUCCGAUGAAGCUACCAUGUUUCGUCGUUCUACAGAGGAGAGAUUGCCCUUUUUGCGAUAUGCUACAAAGCAGAUUUUUUAUCACGCAGACACCGCGGAAGGAUUAGGAGUCAGUCAAAGUGGGUUUCUCCACACAUUUGAUCUUCCUGAAUGGAUAGCUCUGGAUAAUCUCCUUGAGAAACACAAAUACGCCGACACACUACCCACGCCAGUCUCUUGUAUAUUUUAG
This is a messenger RNA of Colletotrichum truncatum, 2655 nucleotides long. RefSeq names its product nacht and ankyrin domain protein. The record is from RefSeq and is a predicted model, not a curated record. NCBI's taxonomy places the organism in Eukaryota, Fungi, Ascomycota, Sordariomycetes, Glomerellales, Glomerellaceae. Gene Ontology annotation, biological process: nucleoside metabolic process. Gene Ontology annotation, molecular function: catalytic activity.